AUGGCGGAGAUUUCCUCCAGUAUGGAAAUCGGCGUGGCUUCAGAUCACUCUCCCAACUCAUUAACGUCCAUGAGGAGCAUCCGGAUCUAUUCGAAUGAACCGCAGCUUCAGAAGAUGUGGUUAGACGUAUUGUGUAUUCCACGUGGUAGCUCACACAAAGUAUACAGGAACGAACGACGGCGUGCCAUUGAGAAGAUUGAUUGGACUUUUGCUCGAGCAAGAAGAGUUCUGGUUCGCGACAAGCUUCUCAACAAUCUACGCACAGAAACAAUGUCUACCAUGGAGGUAGCCGCUUACUUGUGCUGCGCGAAGUGGUUGAGACGUUGCUGGACACUUGCAGAAGGCGCUUUGGCUUGGGAUUUCAGCAUCCAGUUUGCUGACCGCACGCUCAACUUCCUGGACAUUCUGAAGAUGGCAGAAGCCCCGUUUGAGCCUGAUCUAGUAGUACACGGCCAUUUCAGGGCCGAUAAUAGGGAAGAGUUCGACAUCGUGUUGCAGAGGAGACUGCAGACCGGGCUCUUAGCCGCUUUCCAGAGAAUUCCGUAUAGCAAAGAGAAUAACACGUGGGAGAAUAGAAGCCUUACAAAGUCUUGGAAUACACUGAGUGCUCGCUCGACAUCUAUGCCAACGGAUACGCCACUUAUUUUGGGGCUACUCAUGAAAGUGUCGAUCAAAGAUCUAACGAAUCUUGAUCACUCUCUGAGGAUGAAGGCUAUUCUCAAAACUCUUGCCAAGAUCCCUGCUGCGCUUUUGUUCAACAAGAGUCCGAAAGUGGAAUGUAAACCCAGAAAUCGCUGGGUCCCCUUGAAUCAAGCCUCCGCAGACCAACUUGAGCCGGGCCCGCUGAUGGGAUUGUUUAACGAAGGCCGCAUGUCCGAAUCUAGAGAUGCGGGGCCGUCAAGGAAGUUUUCGGUCAAUUUGCGAGGGAACCUCGAACAAUUGCGCGAACAGGAGUGGUUUCUGGUUCUACCAUACUCCUACAACAACAACAACAACAGUGAUUGGUCCGCAACUAUAUAUUGCAUCGGAUUCUGUGCGACCGUACGGCAAAGGAGAAACAUGUACUGCUCCAGUGGCAAAGCCUCGCUGAUGUCACUUGCUCGCGCAAUUUCAGUCGGCAUGCCACUCUUUCGCUGGAAGGAGUUCCAGUACCACCUGAUUCUGAAGUCUUUAUCGAAUCAGACAUGUCGGACUGGCCAAACCUCCCCUCCCUGA
This is a messenger RNA of Bipolaris maydis ATCC 48331, 1215 nucleotides long. RefSeq lists its product as uncharacterized. Lineage: Eukaryota; Fungi; Ascomycota; Dothideomycetes; Pleosporales; Pleosporaceae. The record is from RefSeq and is a predicted model, not a curated record.